GCUCAUUUAGAUACAACUUAAAAUGGCGGAGAAAAUUUUGAAAAAUUUCCAAGAUUAAUCGAUUGAUUUGAUAGGAAUAGAACAGUAUUCAACCAUCACUACAGUACAGGGCAUAGCAUGAAUAUAUAGGUUGAUAGCUUGCUUUGAAAUCUCAACUCUUGAACAAUAUGGACAAGUAUCAAAGGAUAAAGAAGAUUGGAGAGGGCUCCUUUGGCAAAGCCUUGCUAGUUCGACAUAAAGAAAAUGGCAAGCAGUUCGUCAUCAAAGAGAUCAACAUAUCAAAGAUGGGCAGAAAGGAAAGAGAAGAUUCCAGGAAAGAGGUGGCAGUACUGGCCCAAAUGAACCAUCCAAAUAUUGUCUUUUAUCGAGAGUCUUUUGAAGAGGCUGGUAAUCUCCACAUCGUGAUGGACUUCUGUGAAGGUGGAGAUUUGUAUGGCCGAAUGAACAAACAGAGAGGAGUUUUGUUUCCUGAAGACACGAUUCUUGAUUGGUUUGUACAAAUCUGCCUUUCGAUCAAACACAUUCAUGAUAGGAAGAUUCUCCACAGAGAUAUCAAAACACAAAAUAUAUUCCUCACAAAACAUGGUGUUGUAAAACUUGGAGAUUUUGGAAUUGCCAAAGUUCUAAACAGUACUGUUGAGCUAGCCAGAACAUGUAUAGGAACACCUUACUACCUAUCCCCUGAGAUAUGCGAGAACAGACCUUACAAUAACAAAAGUGAUAUUUGGUCAUUGGGCUGUGUGCUGUAUGAACUGGCCACUUUGAAGCAUGCGUUCGAGGCAGGAAACAUGAAGAAUUUAGUUCUCAAGAUCAUCAGAGGAUCAUUUCCUCCUGUUCCUCCAAGGUAUUCAUAUGAACUGAGGAACCUCAUAGCAGCACUGCUUAAGAGAAAUCCAAGAGACAGGCCAUCUGUAAACAGUAUUUUAAAGAAAAACUUCAUCCAAGCAAGGAUCAAAAAGUUCUUGAAUGAAUCAGAAGUACAAGAUGAAUUCAGCCAUACAGUCAUGCAUGGGCAGAAGAUCAAGAAAGCUCUACCACCAGGUGGCAUUGGUUUAGCUCCUGCUAGAGCUGUUCCCAAAGCAAAACCAUCAGCAGCUGCUCCACCUAAAUAUAACCCAGCUUCUGUAUAUGGUGUCCCAGUUGCUAGGAGAUCUCGUGAAAAUCGUAAAUCAGAUGAAAGAAAGAAGCCAGCUGCUCAUCCUGGGCCACUGGCUUACCAGCAAGAUCUUGCCAGAAAACGUGCGGAACUUAUCGCCAAGGAGAAUGUGCGACGAGGAGGAAAUGUUGUCGCCAAAAAACAGGAUGCAAUUCAACAGCACAAAGAUCUAGUAGAAAAACAGAAGGUUGCCAGGUUAAAUAAGGCACGUGAGGAGGGAUGGAAACAGUUAAUAAGCUCAUUGGAUUCUGAUGAGGGUAUCCAUGGUAACAAUGACAAGAAAGCUCCAGCCCCUGCUGCUGCUCCAGUGUUCAAGCCUGCAGAGCAUCCUGCCCAGCCAUUCAGAGAGAGAGGUAACUAUGACAAUUACAAUGACUACCUGAAGAAACUAGAUCAUAAUAGGAAAGCCAGGGCUAUUGCUCCAGAUCCAACUCCCAUUGGUUUAGCUCCCAAGGAGGCAUGGGAUGAGGCUAGAGGUGCAGAUAGGCAUGCCCAACAAGCCAAUGAGAUGAGAGUUAAAGCAGGCCAGGCAGCAGAUAGAGCUAAACAAGUUGAGGAGUUCAUGCAGAGGAAACGCCAAGCUGCUCUGAAUAAACAGAGGGGAGGCGCAGAUAUUUAUGGGAACCCCUACAAUAAGCCUCCAUCAGGGGCUAGGGCUGCUGAACCUGUAGUCAGCAAGAGACCUUGGUCAGCAGUAGAUGAAGGGAGAAACCAACAGGAGCAGGAGUACCUAGCCAGACUACGCCAGAUCAGACUACAAAACUUUAAUGAGAGGAGAGCUAACAGAGAUAAAGGUGCAGCUGAUCACAUUAACAUGAAGGUUGAUCAUGAGGCAAGGAAAAAGAAGAUAGAGGCUCUAAAGAAACAAGCUGAUGACAGGGCCAAGAAACUAAAGGAGGAGCUAGAGAGGAAACGAAGGGAUGCUUAUGAGAAAGAGAAACAGAAAUGGAACAGAGAUGGUGGAGGAAGAGCUGUCCUUGAGGGUCAAGCUGCUGGGGCUAACAAACCUCCAGUUGGUGCCCGACCUGUGUCUGCGCAACCACUGAGAGCUGUGGGUGGAGGACGUGCUGUCUCAGACCGCCCUGUAUCUGCAAAUAGAGCUGUAGGCCAAGAGCAAGCCAUCCCAGCCCAUAGACUUCCCAAACCUGCCCCUGUUAUAGGUAUGACCAAUGUUAUGAAGGCCAUUGGGGCUGAUAUGCCUGCCUUUGAUGCUGGCCCUUCGGAUGAAGAACUUCUCGAGCAAGUUGGAAAGUCUCCACUGCAGAAAAAGAAAGAUGAAAUCUUAAAGAAGGUAAAUGCCAACCAUAAUGCAGAUCGCCCUAAGUGGGGUCAACCUGUGCAGCCCAUUGUCCCUGCUAUGGAGAGACCCAAGUGGGCUGGGGAGGGUACUAACAUACUUGGAGGCAUGGCUCUAGAAGAAACAUCCUCUGCAAUGGAAGCUACUAAUGCUGGGGACAUUGUUGAGAAGCACAUGGACCAAGGGAGGAAGCAAUGGGGGGCCAAACGUGCGCCAGGCACAGUGCUAAAUGCCCUGCAGAAGGCACAAGUGUCAGUGGGGGCAACCAUGACCAUACAACCCAAGGAUGAACAAGAUGGCACACCUGCAGAGGGGUUGAAACCAGGGACACCUAUUGGAGAAACUGUGACAUUAGCUAAAACCCCAGUCAAGAAAGACACCAUAGUUAUUUCCUCACCAGAGAAAGAGGGUAAGCCUGUUAUUGCUGAUAAACCUCGGCCAAAGACUGCAGAACCAAACACUACUCCCAACAAAGAUAGCAAUGAGGCAUCUGUGAGGCCAAAGACAGCUGGAUCUAGUCCAAGAAACACUGAAGUGAAAAAGAGUGCACUGUUUGAGAAGGUUCAGCUAGAUGAGGAUGAUGAAGAUGAUGAGAAGAUUAAGAAGGUACAAGAUGCUGAUGAUAUUCAAGUUGAAGACCUAGAGGAUGAAGAAACACCAGAUAACAAAUUCCAGAUGGCAUCAGCAGGUGUUAUGAUUGGCCUCACUACAGGACACUUUGACAUUCCUGACUCCAGGAUGCUACGUACAUGUUCACUACCAGACCUGAGCAAGUUGUUUAGAACUGCGGCAGAGAACCCUUUCCUAGGAGCUGACCAGGUCAGCUUCAGUCUGAAUGUUGAUGCUGAAUUGGACGAAGAUGAAUAUGAUGAAGAACUAGGAAGUGGUGACCACGAGAGAGAAUCUGUUGAAGAUGAUGACAAUGAAGCAAACAGCGAGGAAAAUGAAGAUGACGAUCAAGAAGAAAAUGAUGAGGAACAUCAAGACCAGGAGGAUGGAAGUGAGGAUGACUCUAAUGAUGAAAAUGACGAUGAAGAUGAAGACAUGCAGAGUAUGAGAGAAGCUAUGGGCAGUUUGCUAAAUGAUGAUGAUAAGAAAACACCUGCAAAACCUAAAACUCCAAAAACUAAAAAGACAAAACUUCCAAACUCUGGUAAAGGGGACUCCAUAGAUGGCGCUAUUGGUACCAUCAUUCCAGGAAAAGAAGACUGGGAUUCUGAUGAUACAGAUGAAGGUCAGGGUGAUAUUGAUGAUGAAGAUGACAGAUUCUGUCGUCUUGAAGAGUCCAGAAUUGAACUUGAAAAUGCUCUUGGUGAAAAUACCUUUAUCAAAGCCUACAAAACUGUACAGGCCAUCCAUGAAGAUGAGGAUGAAAGUCUGGAGGAGUGUGGGAAGUUGGUAACUAAAAUACUGGGAGAUGGUAAAGAACAAUACUACACAAAGAUUUUACAACUUGUCAUGGCUGAUGGUGCCUACACAGAAGAUAAUGACUGAACAGAUAAUAUCCCUAUGACUGAUUUUAUGAAUCACAUAAUAAUAUAGAUCUACACAAUUAGAAUCAUCGAGAUUUAGAACAUCAUGCUACAGAACUGCAGAAUCCAAUAAAUAUAAAUCACACUGAUGUUAAAAAUAACAAUGAACAACAUUGAAAGUACAGUAUACAUAUCAGGAUCUUAAGAUUGCAGUAUACAAAUCUGGUGAUAUUACAAUAUACAGUUCCAAUAAGUACAAUAGAAUAGAGGUGAGUCAAAUGACACUGCAGUACAUCAGACUAGGACUGUCAUGGAGAAAUAAAAGAUGUUGAAUUGAAACAUUCACUCAUUUACAUUCCUGGUGUCACGGAGAUGCUUGGAAGCAUAAUACAUCAUAAUUUACUUAAUUAUACAACUCAGAUUAAAAACUAAAUUAUAAAAUGUGAUUUUCAUACCAAAGUGUGUAUAAUUAUUGAGUUACUUAACCAAACU
This is a messenger RNA of Owenia fusiformis, 4417 nucleotides long. The record is from the annotation of a GenBank genome assembly. Lineage: Eukaryota; Metazoa; Annelida; Polychaeta; Sabellida; Oweniidae.